AUGGCAACCCACCCCAUCACCAAAAUCUUCAUCAUAGGCGGAACCGGCGCCCAAGGUCUCCCCAUCAUCCACGCCCUAGCACCACACUACCAAAUCCUCGUCCUAACCCGCGACACCACCUCUCCGCGGGCCCAAUCCCUCCUCACCCUCCCCACCAUCUCGCUCCUCCAAGGCUCCCUCGCCAACGAAGCCGUCCUCAAAAAGGGCUUCACCGGCUGCCAAGGCGCCUUCAUCAACAUCGACGGCUUCAACACCGGCGAACAAGCGGAGAUGUACUGGGCGAUUCGGUGCUAUGAAAUCGCUCUCCGAUCCGGUGUUCGGUUUUUUGUGUACGCGAAUUUGGACUAUGUGGGGAAACUUACGGGGUAUGAUGAGAGGUUCCGCGCGGGUCAUUAUGAUGGGAAAGGGAGGGUGGGGGAAUGGAUUUUAUUCCAGAAUCGGACGAAUUCUANACUAUGUGGGGAAACUUACGGGGUAUGAUGAGAGGUUCCGCGCGGGUCAUUAUGAUGGGAAAGGGAGGGUGGGGGAAUGGAUUUUAUUCCAGAAUCGGACGAAUUCUAAGACUAUGGCGAGUGCACUCUUCACGACGGGCCCGUAUAUCGAGAUGUGCAUCAGUUCGCGGACGCUGCUCUCGCCAACUAUCGAAGACGGGGUCGUCACGUGGAGGGCGCCGAUGGGGGAUGGGUAUAUGCCCGCGGUCAGUCUGGAGGACUGUGGAUAUUAUGUUCGAUGGCUUUUUGAGAAUCGGGUGCGGGCUGAUGGCAUGGAUCUCCAGGUCGCGAUUGGGGAUGUUGGGUUCGCGGAGUUGGCGGAGGCGUUUGGAAGGGUAACGGGGAGACAGGCGAGGUAUGUGGAUGUGGAGAUGGAGGUGUUUUGGAACUUGGAGGGGAGGAGGGAGUGGGGAGAGAGAUUGGCGGGGUAUAGUGCUGGGAAGGGGGGAAUGAGUAUGAGGGAGAAUUUUACGGGUUUUGUGGGUUUCUCUUUUUUUGUUUUUUGGUUCUUCUUUUUCCCUCCCCUUCUCUGUAAAUUCGGGAACUGACUACUUUUACUAGUGGAAUAUCUAUAAACACAAAAUCCUCAAAAGAGAUUACAAGCUCUUAGACGAGAUCCAUCCGAAUCGAAUUAAGAGUGUCGAAGAGUGGUUUCGGAGGGAGAAUCAGAAGGGUAUUGAAGCAGGCAAGGGGGAUUUGUGGGAGAGGGUGCAGCCUGAGAAUUUGGUUCCGGUUUUGAAGCUUGUGGAGGAUGAUUGGAAGGGGAGUUUGUGAGAUACCUAGGGUUAUGUUGAAG
Molecule: messenger RNA, 1287 nt
Organism: Hymenoscyphus albidus
Lineage: Eukaryota; Fungi; Ascomycota; Leotiomycetes; Helotiales; Helotiaceae
Source: the annotation of a GenBank genome assembly